AUGCAAUUGAUUAGCAAUUUAGUUGGCCACGAAUACAUAUUUUAUGAAGAAUAUGUAAGUGAUCGAUUAUGGAAAGCAAUGUUUUAGAUAAUCACAUACCUUUUGAUUGUGUUGGCCGCUUCAUUGAUUUACGGGGCAUGGAUUGUUUCAAAGCGGCCGCCUUUAGUGUAUCGUGGUCAUUUGGUGUCGAUUCAGAGAACUGAAGUGGGUAGAGUUGUCCGAGUAAGCAAUAUUUAGUUUUCAACAUAAUUUGAUUACAUAAUAACUUUAUUUUUACUGUUUUGUGAAUAGUUUUUGUUAAUAAUAAACUUCAGAUUGUUAGCGCGGACAACGAGCAAAUAAGGAUAGAGGAUUUGGUGUCGUUUUUGUCUAGGCGUGAUUCUAAUACUGAAAACACAGAAAACGUAAACGCUCUUGUGGUUUUAUCACCUUCAUCUACGCGACUGUCCUCACGGUAAUUUCAUUCUUUUUUAUGUUUAUUGUUUAGGGUGUCUGAGCUUCCUAGUAUCACCACGGUAACAUUACCUUUGGCAGUGGAGAGGUAUAUAUCACAGAUCUACGAGGUUUUACAUCGAAAUACAGACGCUUCGGCUGCUGCAGCUACUAUAAUAUCAUUGUUUCGACCUGUGGCUAGAAGGCUUAGUAACGAGAACCACUUGUUUAUCUCCAACUUAUUGACGGAAAUAAGGUCCACUGAGGUGUGUUUUUCGAAAAUAUUGAUUUUAAAAAUUUUAAUUUUUGUAUAAUUCUGUUCAUUUUUAGUCGGUAAAUUUUCAAAAUCCUGUUGUAAGUAACAAUAAUAACGAUCACGAAGUAAUGCCGGAUAAUAUGGAAAGCAGAGAAAUCAGGAAUCGACGAGAAGAAAGUAAGUUUUUGGUUUUUAUUGAUUUUUAGGUAAUAUUUACUUGGCUUGAAUUUGUUUUUAUUGCGGCUUUAUAAUACCUUAAUUUGUAUAAAUUUUGUUGGCGUAGAUUGGGUUUAACUACUUCGUUUUAUUUUUAGAUGUUCAGCCGAUUUCUAUUCCAAGUAAUAGGCCCAUUCUAGAGCCUGACACUACGGUAAAGUUGAAGUUUAUGGACGACACGGAAAAAGAAGUCAGGUGUAACUUGUUAUCUACUAUCGACGACUUUAAGAAGUGAGUUUUUGUUUUAAGUAGUUUUUGAAGUGUAUUUUGGGAAAAUUAUCAAAUUGAUUUUUUAGAACGCACUUUGUGUCUCAAGUGGCAGAUGGAAAGGUGAUAAGGUUAAUAUACAAAGGGCAGCUUCUGCGUGAUGAUAAUAAAACGUUAAGUGCGUAUGGUGUUCACAAUGAUUGUGUCAUUCACUGUCACAUCGGAAGUCGACCGUACACUCAAGAGUCGGCUUUAAACAACGACUCAUCUAGUCGAACUCAACACCGGAAUGGUCAAUUUGGUUUUGAGAACAUACCUAGUAGGCCCGUGUGUAAGUUUUUGCGGUUUUUGAUUAUUAUUAGUGAAGUUAAAUUACAUAUAACUUUAAUUUUCAGUCACGAAUUUGGCCAAUGAAAACAUAUUAAGCAGAGCAGUGCGGUUAUCAUUAUAUUGUGCUGAUAUGUUGCCGUUCUUGAUGUUUUACUGUUUAUCGACCACUCUGAGAUGGGUGCAAUCAGUAGAUCAAGUACCUCCGGAAUCAGAAGUAACUUGGAGUCAAAGGUAUAUCAAUAAGGUUAGAAGAGCGGCCUUGGCUAUAAUCAGACUGUUUGUGGACUUUUCUGUAGUCCAGAAUCAGAAUAUGGACGACAUGUUCAUGAACAGAUUUAACCUGGGCAUCCUGUUUACCUUAUUGUUUACAUGUAAGUUUGCUUUUCAAUAUUUUUAUUAUUAUAUUUUGUUUUACUUUAAAAACGAAUUUUAGUCAAAUUUGCUUCGAUUUGGUUUGUCGUGCUUUACUUUCCGCAAUAUACAGACACGAAAGGAGUGGUGAUGUUGACGAUGUUGACAAUUGUUUUUGUACUUUACACAUUUUACAAUCGGCCGCGCCCCGCGGCACCGGCACACGUUAAUUAA
Bursaphelenchus okinawaensis is the source of this 2026-nucleotide messenger RNA. NCBI's taxonomy places the organism in Eukaryota, Metazoa, Nematoda, Chromadorea, Rhabditida, Aphelenchoididae. The record is from the annotation of a GenBank genome assembly.